AUGUCCAACCGACAUCUCUUCUCCACGCUCGACGGGCUCGUGCCCAAGGCCCUCCGCGGCAUCGUCGCCAGCAACCCGCGGCUCAACCUCGACGAGACCAACCGCGUCGUCUUCGACCCGGCCUCGCCGCCCUCCCAGGUCAGCAUCAUCAGCGGCGGCGGCUCCGGCCAUGAGCCAGCAUGGUCGGGCUACGUGGGCACAAACAUGCUCGCGGCGUCGGUGGCGGGCGACGUGUUCGCGUCGCCGAGCACCAAGCAGAUCCUGGCCGCGGUCGAGGCCGUUCCCUCGGACAAGGGCACGCUGCUCGUCAUCACCAACUACACGGGCGACUGCCUGCAUUUUGGGCUCGCGGCCGAGAAGACCAAGGCCAAAGGCAAGGCCUGCCGCAUGCUGAUCUGCGGCGAUGACGUCUCUAUCGGCAAAAAGGGCGGGUCAUUGGUCGGUCGGCGCGGCCUAGCCGGCCAGAUUGGUGUGCUCAAGGUUCUCGGGGCAGCGGCUUCCCAGGGCGCGUCGCUUGACGAGCUCUACGACCUCGGGACCGCCAUCAACGGCCAGAUCGUCAGCAUCGCUGCGACCCUGGAUCAUUGCCAUGUCCCGGGCCGGACCGAGCACGGUACGUUGGAGGCUAACGAGGUGGAGAUCGGGACAGGGCCGCACAACGAGCCGGGGUACAGGAAGCUCUCCCCCGCGCCCACCGCAGAAGGGCUGGUGAACGAGAUUCUCAAGUACUGCCUGGACGAGACGGAUCCCGAGCGAGGCUACGUCAACUUCAAGCCCGGGGACGAGACAGCGCUGCUCGUCAGCAACUUCGGCGGCAUGUCGAACCUGGAGCUCGGCGGGCUGGUCGACGAGCUUCUCCAACAACUACUCAAGGACUGGAACAUGCAGCCUGUCCGGGUGUACGCUGGCUGCCUGGAAACCUCGCUCAACGCGCCGGCCUUCUCCGUCUCCGUCAUCAACCUCUCCGGCAUCGCCUCCAACACCCCCUACUCCGUCGAACAAAUCAAGGGCUUCUUCGACCUCAAAACCGACACCGCCUGGGAAGCCGUCGCCGGGAGCCAGAACGACCCGCGCCGCCGCCCGCGCGCCGAGCAACUCGUCCCGCCACCCCCGGAGGAAAAGAAAACCAUCGACGACACGCGCGACCUGAAAGUCGACCCCGCGCUGCUGGAGCGCAUGCUGCGAGGCGCGGCCGAGGCGCUCAUCGCCGCGGAGCCGGACCUCACCAAGUGGGACACGGUCAUGGGCGACGGCGACUGCGGGCUGACGCUCGAGACGGGCGCCAAGGCCCUCCUCGACGCCCUCAACACCCGGCACAUCGCCGCGCGCGGGUCCGUCGUCGAGGUGCUCACCGAGCUCGAGGACAUCCUCGAGGGCAAGAUGGGCGGCACCCUGGGCGGCAUCCUGGGCAUCUUCUUCGUGUCGCUGCGCACCGCGGCGCAGGAGCACAUCGCACAGCAACAACAACAACAACAACAACAACACCAACAAACAACAACAGAAGGCGGCGAUGGUGCGGUGGCGGUCUGGGCCAAGGCGCUGACGCUGGCGGUGGGCCACCUGGCGCACUACACGCCGGCCAAGGUGGGCGACCGGACGGUGAUGGACACCAUCAUCCCGUUCGCCGAGGCCAUGCAGGCGACGCAGAGCUUUGCCGAGGGCGUGGCGGCCGCGGUGAGGGGCGCCGAGGGCACCAAGACGCUGAAGCCGAGACUGGGGCGCGCGACCUACGUGGGCGCGGGCGCCGAGGGCAAGGAGUUGCCCCCCGAUCCCGGCGCGUGGGGGGCCAUGGUGGUGAUUCGGGGGCUGCAUGCGUCGAUGUAA
Messenger RNA from Chaetomium globosum CBS 148.51, 1824 nucleotides. RefSeq lists its product as uncharacterized. Gene Ontology annotation, molecular function: ATP binding; glycerone kinase activity. The record is from RefSeq and is a predicted model, not a curated record. Gene Ontology annotation, cellular component: cytosol. The coding region runs from base 1 to 1824 and encodes 607 amino acids. Gene Ontology annotation, biological process: glycerol catabolic process. The transcript has a single exon. Lineage: Eukaryota; Fungi; Ascomycota; Sordariomycetes; Sordariales; Chaetomiaceae.